AUGAAUCGUAUCCCAACAAUCGGUCUCGGAACAUGGAAAUCACCACGUAGUGACGAUCUCAUCAACGCCAUUGUUUACGCUGUCAAAGAAGCUGGCUACGUCCAUGUUGAUUGCGCAGCUUGCUAUGGCAACGAAGAUGUUGUUGGCCAGGCAUUCAAGAAGCUUUGGGAGAUGGGUAUCAAGCGUGAACAAAUCUGGAUUACAUCCAAACUUUGGAAUACUCAACAUAGACCAGAUUAUGUUGAAGAAGCAUGCCGCCAGACACUUAAGGACCUCCAACUCGACUACCUCGAUCUCUAUCUUAUGCACUACCCAACUGCAUUCGAAGCUCGUCCAGCUACAGGCGACAAAUUCCCACGUGUUGACGGCAAGAUCCAAUUCGAUAACGAAUGCUCCAUCAUUGACACAUGGAAGGCCAUGGAGAAGCUCGUCGAAAAGGGCCUCGUAAAGAGAAUUGGUGUUUCCAACUUCACAAUCAACCAACUCGAGAGACUGAAGCACUCUGAUGCCAAGUUAACACCAUACACAAACCAAAUCGAGUUCCACCUCUACAACCAGCAGGGUCCACUUAGAAACUACAUGCAUGAGAACGGAAUUCGCCUUACAGGCUAUUCAACACUCGGCACAGCUGAUUGGGCCAAGCCAGGAUCCCCAGUCCUCCUUCAGGAUGAAGUUCUCGUUCAGGUUGCUAAGGAACAGAACAAGACUGUUGGCGAAGUUGAAUUAAAGUUCCUUCUUACAAUUGAACCAGGAGCUUCCCUCCUUGCAAAGUCAAUUACACCAGAAAGAAUCUACAAGAACAACCAUCUUGACUUCGAAUUGACAAAGGACCAGGUUAACAGACUUCGCUCUCGCGAACAUGCUUAUCGUUAUGUAUCUCCAAAGGUCAACUGGAACACAGAUGUUUUAGGUGAUGGCUGGUAA
Messenger RNA from Trichomonas vaginalis G3, 924 nucleotides. Its product is annotated as oxidoreductase protein. NCBI's taxonomy places the organism in Eukaryota, Parabasalia, Trichomonadida, Trichomonadidae. The coding region runs from base 1 to 924 and encodes 307 amino acids. The transcript has a single exon. The record is from RefSeq and is a predicted model, not a curated record. Gene Ontology annotation, cellular component: cytosol. Gene Ontology annotation, molecular function: aldose reductase (NADPH) activity.